This is a messenger RNA of Eupeodes corollae, 5951 nucleotides long. RefSeq names its product citron Rho-interacting kinase (gene sti). Gene Ontology annotation, biological process: actomyosin structure organization; peptidyl-threonine phosphorylation. The transcript has 5 exons. The record is from RefSeq and is a predicted model, not a curated record. Gene Ontology annotation, cellular component: actin cytoskeleton; cytoplasm. Lineage: Eukaryota; Metazoa; Arthropoda; Insecta; Diptera; Syrphidae. Gene Ontology annotation, molecular function: ATP binding; protein serine/threonine kinase activity. The coding region runs from base 148 to 5589 and encodes 1813 amino acids.
AUCAUUUUAAAUUUUUCGGACGUUUGCAAAAAUGGCGCGUUUAAAAUAAUCUCCAAAUUUCAAUUUAAUUUUAUGUUUAUAUUUCCUAAUUUUCUCCUAAAUAAAUACUUUUUCGUUUCUUAAUUUAUUGCUUAUAAUUCGGGCAAAAUGUCUGAACAUCGUGAACCCAUUAGCGUUCGCACAACUCGGCUAAAUAACUUAAUUCUUGGGAAUUGGAAGGCAUCAACAAAAACCAGUCGCGCCGUUGCCGAUGCUAUUUCUCGCGAAGGACUCUUGGAUGCAUUUUGUUUGCUGUACAAUGAAUGUGACAAAGAUGCUUUACGGAAAAGGGAUAAAAACAUCUCGGAAUUCGUUGCAAAAUAUCGACCCAUUGUUGAAGAAACAAAUGCCCUUCGGGUUAGUGCCAGUGAUUUUACUGUGAAGACCCUCAUUGGAAAGGGUUAUUUUGGAAAUGUCCAUUUGGCUGUUGAGAAAACAUCCGGCGAUGUGUAUGCGAUGAAGAAAAUCAAGAAAUCCGUCGUUACCACGUCGCAAGUGAAGGAAGAACGUGACAUUAUGUCUCGCAGGAGCUCCGAAUGGAUCACUAAUCUUCAAUAUGCCUUUCAGGACAAUGAAUAUCUGUAUUUGGUGAUGGAAUAUCUACCUGGUGGGGAUUUGCUAAGUUUGAUGAGUCGCAAUGGGCCCUUCGACGAAGACUUGGCUCGAUUCUAUUUGGCAGAACUGACUCUGGCUAUCCAUGCCCUGCAUUGCAUGGGAUAUGUUCAUCGUGACAUAAAACCCGAGAAUAUCCUCAUCGAUCGAUUCGGUCACAUUAAGUUGGCGGAUUUUGGAAAUGCUGCUGCCUUGAAUCGAGAUGGACAUGUCUUUAGUUCGACACCAGUUGGAACGCCGGAUUAUAUUGCCCCUGAGUUGCUUGAGACUAUUUCAACUUGCAGACUAACCAAGUCUUUGCAUAGCGUAAGUUGUGAUUUCUGGUCAAUGGGAAUAAUUGGUUAUGAGCUAAUUUGCGAAGUAACACCCUUCCACGAAGACAACGUCCACGAAACUUACUCGAAAAUCCUAACCCACUGCGAAGAGAGCCCAACCAAAGAAAUCAUAUCUUUUCCGAGCGACUUAAAACUAAGCACGAAUUUCAAAAAUCUCAUCCUCUCACUUGUUACCAAUCCAACAAAUCGCAUAGACUACACCGAGAUCAGGAAGCAUCCGUAUUUCGAGACUAUCAAAUGGGAUUCGCUGCGCCAUCAAGUUCCGCCUCACAUCCCAAAUGUCAAUGGAGACGAUGAUACGUCGAAUUUUGAUGACAUCGAGCGGUACAAAGAUCGUCGUAGUACCUAUUCGAAAAAACCAAUAACAACUAAUGUCAAGGCCAAUGAGUUCUCUGGCAAAGACCUUCCGUUCUUGGGUUAUAGUUUUAUUCAUAUGGAGAGGCACGAUGAGAUCGACAAUCCCUCGAAGAGUUCUAGCAGCGAUGAUGCUCGGCUGACAAAGCUCAAUCUGAAAUUGAAGGAACUCCAGGGGAAAAUUAAAGAUCAAAUGGAAGAGAUAAACUCACUGAAGCAAGGUCUCCUCAAAGCCGAACAAAUUGCCAAGCAUUCUGAUUCCCAGGGAAAGAUUCUCUCAGAAGCUAAAGACGAAAUCACAAAGAUGAAAAAUCGCCUCAAGGAGAAGACCAUGGAGUUGGCGUCGUGUAAGACACAAAUUAAGACCCUUCAGAGUUCGGUGAAGAUCGAGGAGGAAAUGUGGCAGAAGAAGGAAGCCACAAUAACCGAGCUCCUCCGAUUGAACCGUCAGAAAUAUGAAGAAGCUAAAAUAUCCUCCGAACAGCGAUACGAAAAACAGAUCGCCGAAAAGAAGAACGAAUUGGUGAGUGUUCUGCAGAAGUUAGAGGCCCGUGAUAGCGAGCUGCUUGCCAAAAUCGAGGAGUGUCAACAUUUGAACGAGAAAAUGGAGAAAUUCAAGAAAAUGCUCGACACAAUGAAGGAGCAAGCUCAAGCGGACCAAGAAGACUUCGCCAAGACUAAACAAAAACUGACAGAAAACUAUGAACAGAAAUUGUCCGAGCUGCGAGCUACGCUCCGCCAAGAAAAGGACAACAAAUCUCGGCUUACAAUGGAAUUGCGUGAUGUAAGGAGUGAGCUAGACGAAAGUAUUUGCUCGUCGCGAAGUAACCAAGAAGUGAAGAUAGCCACAGAUAAAAACAAUGACGAAAUGAAGCGUCGGUUGAAUCGUGAAAUCGAGGUAAACAACAAUCUCCGCUCGGAGAAUGCUCGUCUGCAGAAGUUGAGUGCUGAGAAGGAAAAAUCUGUGGAAGAUCUUAAGCAAUCGCUGGAGAAACUGGAGCGUGAAUUGCAGGUUUCCGAAUGCAGCAGGAAUUUAUCCAGGGCUCAGGCUGACGAUGGAAGCAAAGCCUCCUCGCCGUAUGAGACUGCACAUGGAAGUCUCACGGAGUUGCAUGCUAUCGAAGAGCAGCUGCGCUCUGACUUGCAGGCCGCCAAAGAGAGUGAAGAUAACCAACGGGAGCGGGCGGAUAAACUACAAGAAGUUGUGGAUAGACUCGAAGAAAUGGUUGCAAAGUUCAGCGAGCAACCCAAAAGCGUCGGGGACAUGUUGGAAAAACAGAACGAAAAGCUCGAGGACAAAUUGGCCGCCGCCAGAGAGCAGAUGAUUAUGGAGCGCCAAUCGGCGAGGACGGCAAAUUUGAAUUUGUGGAAGGUGGAAAAGCAGCUGGAAGAUGUUAUACAUGAAAAGAAAAUGACUCAGCGAAGAAUGGAGCUCACCGAGGAGAAGAUGAAGAAGAUCGUCGGGGAGAAGGAUAACAUCGGCAGAAGGUUAAGUGACGCCCUGCAGGAGGUGAAGCAAAAAGAAACUCGAAUCAGUGAGCUAAAGGAUGAAAUCGGCAGUUUGAAACGAGAGAUCCAGAAGGAGCACAAGAUGUGGGAAAAGGCCGAACAGGAAAGGAUGAAAGAGAAAUCUGAGGUCGUGGAGCAAAUAUCGAAUGUUCAUCGUUUGGAAGAACGUGUAUCGGAGCUUCGCCAAAAACUGACACAAACCCAACAGAAACACGACUCCCUCAGCUUGGAGAAUAAGAAACUCAUUCGUGAAGUCAACGAGGAACGAGAGAAAUCAUCAAACGCCAUCGAUUCGGCCUCCGAAACCCAAAUCAAGCUUAAGAAUCUUGAAGCCAACUACGAGCGUUUGAAGUAUGCCUGCACCAUAACCGACAACCAAUUGACCGAAGUCGAAGCGAUGUUGGAAGCCGAACAAAAGCGCAACCAAUCGAAUCGGGAAAAGAUUGAUAGCCUCUACAAGAGUGUUCGCGAAAAGGACGAGACCAUAAGCCAACUCAAGAAAACCAUCAACGAAGAGCUCUCGAAUAAGAUGGGUGCUGAAGGUCGCAUCAAACAUUUGCUUGGUGAAUCCGACGACUUGAAAUUGAACCUGGAACAGGUCCAUAAGAAACUUAUUGCCCAACAGAAUCAACUGAUCGAUCAGACAAAUCAACUCUUUGCAACUCAGGAGAAAUACGAAAUUUUGUCAACUGAUUCGAAUAAUCUGCAGACAUUGAAUGAAAACUAUGACAAGGAGAUCCAAAUUUUGAAGGAGGAAAAUUCCCGAAUUCUCACUGAGCUCUUCAGAUCCAAAGAGGACUGCAAUCGGAUUCAAAAUGAACUAAAGGAGGCCCACAAUGAGGUCUGCGACCUGCGACAAGAAAUUGAAGAGCUAAAUGGAACAUUGGCUGAAAGGCAGAACUACUACGUGCAGCGAGAUAUCAAGAGUGAAGCAACUCUGGGACAACACAAGAAACUGAUUGACUAUCUGCAGUUGAAAGUUGAGGAUCUAUUGCAAAAGAAGAAGAAAACUCUGGCUGAUAAGAUCUUUGGAACCAGCACCACCUCCGGCAGGAAGGAGAACAUCUCACCAAACACAGUUGAGAAUUCGAUUCUAUACAGAACUCUUCAAGAAGAACUAAAGCGAGAGAAGCAGAAGUCGAAAUCCCUUCAAGAACAAAUCGAUAAAAUUACUAACGGUGGCGGAGGAGAAGGCAGGGAAGGUGAUGUACCAUCGAAUACCAGGUCUCCACUUAAGGAAACGAAUGGAAAGUCAGAAAAGGCAUCAUCGUCUGUUAAGCGAGUGAGCACUGGCAAACGCAGAACCUACCAAACUCAUCGAUUCGAGUUGAGUCUUCAGGAGGCGGACAGCAAGUCCGGUCAUUGCAUUGCCUGCAAAGAACCUAUCAUGCCCGGAUCGCCGUACUGGAGAUGCCGCGAAUGCAAGGGAGCCACUCAUCGAAAAUGCCGCAGUGACGUAAGCACCUCAUGCGAUGGAGUCGAGGCAGCUACUCUUGUAGCAGAAAAGGACGGAGACAGUGAAAAAAUUGCGAACGCCGAUUCCAUCUCUCUGGCCAGCAAGUUCUCCUACGAGCCAACUGCUCCCGAGCCUAGCGAAUCUAAUUUUUCCACAGGCUACGGAGGAACCAUCAUUCUCAGUUCAAGCUUCCACACUCCGGCGUUGGAAGUGAAUUGUGCCUUCGAGAUGGCCGACAAUGUUCUGCUCCUUGGAUGUAGCAGUGGACUAUUCACAUACCACCUGGACGCAAAGAAUCUGGUCCACAUACUCGGGAUCGACAGUGUCAACUGCAUUGCUAUCACAACGAGCCUGGCCAAGGCAAUUCUUGUCGGUUCAGGAGGCGAAUACCUUUACCAGUGCGAUCUGCGACACUUGCAGAGCCGAUCCCAGUCCAAUGCAUGCAUGAAACCAGUGCUGGAGUCGUCGGUUCUCGAUCUGCCCUUCGCCAAUCGAGCGGCGAAUGAAAAAUGGCAAUUGGUAAAGAUAUCUGGCGAGGCGGAAAAUCCUGUGGAAACGGUUGCCGUUGCUGCAACCUCCACACGUAUAGUGAUCCUCAAGUACGACCUUAAGAUUCAGAAGUUCAAACCAGUUCGAGCUCUGGACACAGCCACUUCGGUGUCUUCGAUUCUGUUCACGCGACACACUGCCAUAGUGAGUUCGGAUAAGUUCUUCGAAAUAGACUUCGGCACCUACACAGCUGAGGAGUUUGUAGAUCUCUCCGACCAAACCCUGAGUCACACACGCUCCUGCCAGCCGGUAGUGGCCAUCCGUGUCAGUCAACAGGAGUUCCUUCUGUGCUUCAUGGAAUGUGGUGUUUUCGUCGAUGAGUACGGCUGCAGAUCUCGUCCGUAUGACGUGAAUUGGGAAUACACUCCCACCGGAUUCAUGUAUCGGGCUCCGUUUUUGUACAUUUCCCACUUCCAGACCGUUCAGAUCCUACGUUUACAUCGAUCCUACACCAACGAGGUUGCCGAUCGCGAACACGAGGUCACAGACGAGGAAUCUGGACCACCCUUCCAGCGAACCUAUCUUACGCUCUACAUGCCCACUCUUGUGGCCGAGAGUGAAAAAUAUAACGCGUAUGUUGUUGCAAUAGACAAACAAUCGGGUCACCAGGAAGUACAUCAUUUGGAUGCACUCAAAGCCUUCAAGUCGAAUUUGAAUGUUUCUAUGGAGACGAUAUCGUCGUUAGCUACUUGUGUUACUCUUGGAUCAAUGGCCACAACUGUGGAUUCGUUUUGAUAGAAACGUUUAUUCCUUUUUUUGUUUUUAAUUGAUAUUCUCUUUGUACUUAGAUUACUCUUUUUUGCGGUAUUAUUUAUAUUUCUUGUACUCACUUUCACAGAUUUUUUAUUCUUAUUUGUGUUGUUAUUGUAAGCUUUAGAAUUAAUUUGUACUUUUAUUUAUCGAUGGAAGGAGUUUAAUUGAUUCCUUUGACUCAUUACAUGUAAUUUUGUACUUUGUUUUAUGAAUGUGAACUCUAAAAAAUAUAUUUUACAUAGAAUUCUUUGUAUUGUACGUGUAUACGAAGUGCCAGUUAUUUUUUGUAAUUCUUUUAUGUUUAUUAAUUAAUUAUUAUUAAUGAAUUAAAUAAAGAGAAUAUU